This is a messenger RNA of Trametes versicolor FP-101664 SS1, 390 nucleotides long. RefSeq lists its product as uncharacterized. The transcript has 4 exons. Lineage: Eukaryota; Fungi; Basidiomycota; Agaricomycetes; Polyporales; Polyporaceae. The record is from RefSeq and is a predicted model, not a curated record. Bases 1 to 390 code for a protein of 129 amino acids.
AUGGCUUCCCUGAACCGGUCUGCCACCGCCCUUCUCCCAUCCCCGGCUACGUCUACUGCUCCGAUAGAUGUCAGUUUGGGCUCGCCUGACACUGACGUCUCGCACGUCAACCCCAGCGAGACCGCGACGGCGGAACACGCCAUCCCGAGCGCGGCUGAGAGGAGGCCGCCGCCGUCUACUGCGACGGACACGGCCGCCGUGCAGCAACCACCCCUUUCACCCGCUGCUGCGGCAGAGAGCGCGUCUGGCUUCCUCGGCUCACCUGCAUUCGCGCCUCGCGGCAGCGCUGAUGGCGCCGCGCCCGUCUCGGAGUCUGACGCAAUCGAGGCGGCCUCGGAGCGUGCGGCGGAGGGCGGGUCGAGUUUGGAGAUCUCGGAGUGGGCUGAGUGA